Molecule: messenger RNA, 665 nt
Organism: Neltuma alba
Lineage: Eukaryota; Viridiplantae; Streptophyta; Magnoliopsida; Fabales; Fabaceae
Product: cold and drought-regulated protein CORA-like
Exons: 2
Coding region: 29-355 (108 amino acids)
Source: RefSeq, a predicted model, not a curated record
AAUAAUAACUAAAAGUUAAAGAAAGAAGAUGAGUUACCAAUAUCCACCUGGAGGAGGAUAUCCUCCACAAGGGGGCUACCCACCACAAGGAUACUCAUAUCCUCCUCCUUCUGCUUAUCCUUCUUCUGGAUAUCCUCCACCUAACUAUGGUUAUUCUGGUUCUUAUCCAUAUCAGCAAGGGUAUCAUCAUGGUCAUGGAGGCACUGGAUACUAUGGUGGGGGUCAGCACCAUUUGGGUCAUGGAACUGGUGGCUACUACACUCAUGGAGGCUACUAUGGUCACGGUCAUGGCCAUGGCAAGUUCAAGCAUGGCAAAUAUGGAAAGCAUGGUGGCAAGUUCAAGGGUUGGAAGUGAACAGAAACACUUCCCCAAAUAAUCUUAUAUGUGCAAUGAUAAGAGAGUACUGGCCUGGCCUUUCAUCGUCUUCAUCUUCUGAUGCAUGUCUGCUCUCUCUUACUGAUUGCUUAAUAAGUUAUCUAAAAUAAGCCAUAACACUUUGUAUAUGGCAUGACAUUUAUCUUAUUAUUGAUACAAAGAGCUGUUUGAUGUAAUAAUGUCUCUCAUGUUUUGAUUUUGUGCGUUCACAUAAGCCUCUUCUAGACUUUGUGCAAAACUUCAAAUUCGGUUUCAGUGCUUCUAUGAUGAGAUGAAAACUGAUCUUUUC